Messenger RNA from Xenopus laevis (African clawed frog), 3209 nucleotides. RefSeq names its product galactose-3-O-sulfotransferase 1 L homeolog (gene gal3st1.L). The record is from RefSeq and is a predicted model, not a curated record. Gene Ontology annotation, cellular component: membrane; Golgi membrane. Gene Ontology annotation, molecular function: galactose 3-O-sulfotransferase activity; sulfotransferase activity; galactosylceramide sulfotransferase activity. The coding region runs from base 875 to 2158 and encodes 427 amino acids. The transcript is spliced from 3 exons. NCBI's taxonomy places the organism in Eukaryota, Metazoa, Chordata, Amphibia, Anura, Pipidae. Gene Ontology annotation, biological process: galactosylceramide biosynthetic process; myelination; glycolipid biosynthetic process.
UGUGUAUUCAUAGCUCUUGUGUAUAACUAAUAUAUACAGUAUUUACAUAAUAAUCAGAACUGUAAAAGCCCUUCAGCCUUUAUUUAAACAGCCAAGCUGAGGGAGAAAUCACCAAGGGGACAGCAGAGAACACCCCAACCAUUCCCAGAAAAAUUAACUUGCUGCAGUUUCAUUUUCCAUGGUAAUUGUUCCACUAUACCGCUCUACAGCCUGACCACUGCCCUACACGAUUCAUUUACUAUUUCAAGGACCCUGUGAAAAUCAUGUGAUUUAGCUGUAAAUGUCCCCUCAUCACAGCCAGCCCAUAUAAGUGACAUGUAUAUUCAUGACACUGAAACCCCCACUAGAGCCUCCAUCUGAGACUCCAUUUGUUCUUAGGUCAGAUAAGAAGAACCUUGUUCUCUGGACACAGCUGAAUGGGCUCUCUGUGAGGAGAGAGAAAGACUGGGGGGUGGCGGUGCACAAAGAAUGGGAGUUGGAGACGAGAAUGUGCGUGAGGAAAGGAAAUAGAACAAGUUGCUGAAAGGGAAAAAAAGUGAACUAGGUGAAAAAAGAACAAAGUUGAAUUGCAGUCAAGGAGACAUAAAAAUGAGGAACUGUGGGAGACUAGAGGUUAAUGACAGUGCGGAGGAAGAGCAAGCCAAGGCUUCGAGUUGAUAGUGAUAGGAGGCGCAGGCGGGGCCAGGUGGGAUCGAGCGGACUUGAGCUGUGACUGGAUCACUACCUCCUGCCUGUGUCAGUCCGCAGAGACACCAAGGGGACCGCUCGCACUUUGUCUAUGGCUGAAUAGAAAGAGAAUGGCUCCGUGAGGUCUCAGGUCACACAUAUACUCGCAGAGACAAGACUGUUGCGAGAAGGAACACCUGGAACAGAGAUGAAUUGUGUGCAGUCCCAAGGAAAGUUAUGGCGCUCCAUAUGGAAAGGUUUGGCACUAGGGACCCUUCUCACCAGCUUCUUGAUCCUCCUGUAUUCCUAUGCUGCGCCACCCUUAAGCCUCAGCAGCACAGACAACCCUGUAGCAUUCCAAUGUUUUGCAUCUUCACCUCCUAUUGCCUCAAGACGACUCACAAAUUCUUCUGCUAAAGGGACAACACAGUGCCAACCACAGCGCAACCUCUUGUUCCUGAAGACCCACAAGACUGGAAGUAGCACUAUCCUUAACAUUCUUUUUCGUUAUGGACAAAAAAAUCACCUUCGCUUUGCAUUUCCCCGUGGACGGAAUGACUUUGGCUACCCAGAUUAUUUUCAGCGCUGGCAGGUAGAGGGUUACCAGCCUGGUGCCUGCUUUAAUGUCAUCUGCAACCACAUGCGUUAUCAGCAUUCUGAAGUAAGGUCACUUCUGCCACAAGAUGCUACUUUCGUUACUGUACUCCGAGAUCCAGCACUCCUCUUUGAAUCCUCUUUCCAAUAUUUUGCCAGAGUUAUUCCUCUAACGUGGAAGCUGCCAGGUUCUAAUAACAUGCAAAAGAUGGAGGCAUUCCUCCACAGCCCUCAUCGUUACUAUGAUUCAAGUGGCUUUAAUGCCCACUACCUGCAUAACCUACAGGCUUUUGACCUUGGUUAUGAUAAUGAUGUGGAAGACCUCAAUGUGAAGGAGGUGUUGGUUGAGUUGGAUAGACGUUUCCACUUGGUCAUGCUUCUAGAAUAUUUUGAUGAAUCUUUACUGCUUUUGCGUGAACUAAUGUGUUGGGAAAUAGAUGAUAUACUCUACUUUAAACUGAAUGCACGCAGAGACUCUGGUGCUUCCCGUCUGAGCCCUGAGAUGUACCAUCUGGCACAUAAGUGGAAUACUGUUGACACACUGAUUUAUCAGCACUUCAAUUCAACAUUCUGGAGAAGAGUUGAAGAGUAUGGCAGCGAAAGGAUGCAUCACGAUGUGCUUGAGCUCAGGAGAAGGAACGAAGAACUAAAGAAUGAGUGCAUUGCAGGAGGGGGGCCUGUUGAUUCCAGCAACAUUGUAGAGUCUGGACUACAACCCUGGCAGCCAAUUGGGCAGAAAACUAUCCAGGGAUAUAACUUAAAAAACAAUAUUUCACCCAAGCACAAGCAGUUGUGCAGAAAUAUGCUGACUCCUGAAAUACAGUACAUGAGCCAGCUUGGUGCAGAUUUGUGGGUCACACAACUGUGGGGAAAUAUCAGGUCACUGAUCAAGUGGUGAUUGUGUACUUUAAUUAGCCCAGUUUUUAAAAGAGAUUGAAAAAGUCACAUAUGAACUGGUGACUGCCAGCAAGAGUUAUGGUGUUUGAGGAAAUCACUUUUUUUUAAUGAGACUGGUACAAAAAAAUAAGCAUGACUGGCAGUCGCCAUGAGACAGUGAGUCUGAAGUGUUUCUAAAGCAAAAUAGUAUUUUUUUGGCAAGUGUAAGGGUUAAUAUAAGAAUUCUGCAACAGUAGUCCAGAUCGAUCUGAAAUCAAUGAAAAUUUAUGAUGCGUUCACACUACUGCACCACUGUUUCAAUUUAAAGAACAGAGGAAACUGAGAGAAAGUCCCGUCAUUUCAGUUUUAAUGGUGCUGUAUGGCAAUUGAUCAUGUUGAACAUAAAAAGGACUGCAGACUAGACAGUCGAAUUGCUGAAUGAACUAUGCUACACCCCUCCAAAUGUGUUUCAGUGUUAUUCAUUUGUAAUUCUUACAGUACAUGGGCUAUGCUAUGAGCACUUCCUCUCAUUAUACAAAUACUGCAUGGAAGCAAGAGAUCUUCCUAAAUUGAGGGGCACAGGAUCUUUAUCAACACAUACAUUUUUGGCUGGAUCUGUUUUGCUUACAUAUUGAAAAUCCUUACUGUCUUUUUGCCUUCCAUGCUGCCAGCCUGGACAUUGUUGCCUCAUGAUAAUAAUAAAAAAAAAAAAAAACACCAUUAUUUGCAGGAAAAUUCUAAAUUCUAAAUAAAUCAUGUCAAAUAAAUCCUGGUUCAGUCUGCAACAAAGCAUUGGAUCAUGUAGUGUAAGGAUAAACUGCAACAUUCACUUAGGAAACUUGCUUCACAAUAAAUCCUUAUAGUCAACAUAUUUGUCCUUGGGACAAGUCCACAGCCAUUUCUUUUUGUUGCACUAAAUGGGCCAAUAUAUAUAUAUAUAUAUAUGUAUAAAUGUAUAUGUUAUAUAUUUAUAUAACUAUGUAAUGCAUUGUACAUUAGGCAAUAAAACAUACAAACGUAGGAUACUUGGAUACACUGGAUUUGUUAUGGUUCUGCCUGUGGCCAUAUCUUAC